This is a messenger RNA of Macadamia integrifolia, 921 nucleotides long. RefSeq lists its product as uncharacterized. Lineage: Eukaryota; Viridiplantae; Streptophyta; Magnoliopsida; Proteales; Proteaceae. The coding region runs from base 109 to 768 and encodes 219 amino acids. The transcript has 2 exons. The record is from RefSeq and is a predicted model, not a curated record.
AUAAAUAGAUGGAGAAGGCAGGAACAGUUUCCGAAGCCGACUCCUCCGGCGUCUUAUCAGCUUCCCAGAGCCACUGAUCUCUCUCGUUGAGACAAACCAGAGGCGGCAAUGUCGGCCUGUCCAUGGAUUCUCGUUGUCUUCUUCUCAUUACUGUUCGUUUCUGCUCACGCCGAUAGUAAAAAUAACCCAGCAGACGAACUUGUGGCAGUGCUUAACAGCAACAGAACCGCACAUAAAUCCUCUUCACUUGCUGACAAUCCAGGCCUAGGCUGCAUUGCAUUGCAGUAUAUCAAAGCAUAUGAGGGCGAUUGCGAUGAAGUGGGAGGAAACAAUGCCAAAAAGCCUGCUGAUGCCGAAUUUGCACAGACAUUUGCACCCAAUUGUGGAGUUGAAGUUUCAACCCUUAGCCUUAUCACAGGCCGUAUACUUGGUUGUCAGUCCAAAUAUGUGAGUCCUUCUGAAGCAUUCUCAAACGUUCUGAUGCGCGACAACAAGAGUUUGGAAAUACUGUACAGUAAAAAUCACACAGAAGUGGGGGCUGGCGUAAGUGGCUCUGAUGGUGGAGCUCCAUAUUUCUGGUGCGUGCUCUUCAGUAAUGGCAAAGGCAAUAGCAGCUUUGUUUUGCAGGAUGGGGUGGCGAAGACACAGCGGCCUGGUUGCUUUAGUGGCAACAAUGAUGACUGCAGUGGGGCUAAUGUACGGCAUAGCUCUCCCAUAUCACUUGCCAUUGGAGUAUUGAUUGCACUAUUUUACGCAUUGGGAUUAUGAUCACUUGAUCUUUGGAUUGGGUUGCCCAGGCUUGAUUGCUAGCUGCAUUACCUGUUUUGUAUCAUUUGAUUUUUUUAGGUAAUUCUUUUGUGUCGAGUGUGACUACCUGAAUUGUAUCUGUACCACUUUCUUCUUUUAAGGUGCCCUUCCUCA